AUGGUAGAUCGGGCUCGGAAUAUGAAGGACUUGAGAUUGACCCCAGGUCCCACAGGACCGGAGCCCGAGGUUAGAAUGCCUGCCUUCGAGAAUAUUGAGUCCGUGAUCCCGGAAUCAACCUUGACCCUGAACAAGCUCGAAGAAACGUUGUUAGAUAGAAUCGGUAAUGAAGUUAUUCGGGACAAGGUGGGCGUGGCCCCCGUAGAGGAUUUAAUGCGAGAGGCGAGAGUUAUAUGGUUCGGGCAUGUGAAGAGGAGUUGCACAGAUGUUUCGGUGAGGAGGUGUGAGAGGUUGGCCCUGGAGAGUCUAAGGAGAGGUAGAGGUAGGGCGAAGAAGUAUUGGCAAGAUGUGAUUCGGCAAGAUAUGACUUUGCUCCAGCUUACUGAGGACAUGACCAUGGAUAUGAAGUUUUCUUAUUGCAAUAGCUAG
Nicotiana attenuata is the source of this 429-nucleotide messenger RNA. RefSeq lists its product as uncharacterized. The transcript has 3 exons. Lineage: Eukaryota; Viridiplantae; Streptophyta; Magnoliopsida; Solanales; Solanaceae. The coding region runs from base 1 to 429 and encodes 142 amino acids. The record is from RefSeq and is a predicted model, not a curated record.